Halichondria panicea is the source of this 1212-nucleotide messenger RNA. Its product is annotated as serine racemase-like. The coding region runs from base 58 to 1140 and encodes 360 amino acids. The transcript is spliced from 7 exons. The record is from RefSeq and is a predicted model, not a curated record. Gene Ontology annotation, molecular function: serine racemase activity; L-serine ammonia-lyase activity; ATP binding. Gene Ontology annotation, biological process: D-serine biosynthetic process. NCBI's taxonomy places the organism in Eukaryota, Metazoa, Porifera, Demospongiae, Suberitida, Halichondriidae.
UAUUAGUUGAAUGAUCUUUACCGAUAAACUUGCAUUUCAAGCUCUGAUUUCAAGCUGAUGCAAAACAUCUCAAGCUCACUGAGGAAGAUCUUAGCAUUGCACCGUUUUUCUGCAGCUCUAGCCCGGACACACUCCACCAUGGAUAACUCUCCGCUGGCCGUUAGUCUGCAGGAUGUACAGGAGGCGAGGGAGAGGAUACGAGAGAGGGUCCACUGUACCCCAGUACUGGAAUGUACUUAUCUCAACUCACUCUCCGGCAGGCAACUCUUCUUCAAGUGUGAGCAGUUUCAGAAGACUGGCUCCUUCAAGAUCCGAGGUGCCACCAAUGCUGUUAUGAAACUGGUAAAGGAGGCUGAAGACUCUGGCAAAGAGAAGCCAGUGGUGGUCACACACAGCAGUGGCAAUCAUGCUCAAGCACUGGCCCUUGCGGCAAAGCUCUGUGGUAUCCAGGCUCAGAUCGUGAUGCCUCAAACCAGCCCCACGAUCAAGGUGCGGGCAGUCGAGGGAUAUGAGGGUGUGGUCACUCUCUGUGUACCCUCUGAGCAGGGGAGGCGAGAUGCUGCUGCUGCAGUGAUGAAGUCCGUAGGACCUCGGGCAGUGCUGAUUCCCUCCAGCAACGAUCCUGACAUUAUGGCUGGACAAGGUACCAUUGCGCUGGAAUUGUUUGAGCAGGUCCCUCACCUUGAUGCCAUUGUGGCAUCUGUCAGUGCAGGAGGGUUUGUGGCUGGGAUUGCCGUAGGUGCUAAGGGUCUGAAUCCCAACAUUAAGAUAUUUGUGGCUGAGCCGGAGCUGGCUGAUGACUGUGCCAAGUCUAUUGAAGCGGGAAAAAUCAUUCCAAACCCAACCUUUCCUAACACUGUCGCUGAUGCCCUCAAAAUGAGUGUGUGUGAGCUGACCUUCCCAAUCCUCCAAAAACAUGCUAGUGCAGUCAUCACCGUCUCUGAGGAGGAGAUUAUCUCGGCCAUGAGACUGGUUUGGGAGCGUAUGAAGGUGGUGAUUGAGCCAGCUGCAGCCUGUUCAGUGGCAGCUGUUCUCAGCGACAAGUUCAAAGCGAAGGCUGGGCCUGACGUCAAGCGAGUUGGUGUAGUCUUGUGUGGCGGAAACCUAGACUUGGACAAUAUACCUUGGAUUAAAAACUGAACUGAUUGCGUUUUUUGUUGAUAGUAUUUUUGUAGCUAUUUAUACAGCACAGAGUUAAUUGUGUGCCCUCAA